Messenger RNA from Hibiscus syriacus, 1254 nucleotides. RefSeq names its product casein kinase 1-like protein 2. The transcript has a single exon. Gene Ontology annotation, molecular function: ATP binding; protein serine/threonine kinase activity. The record is from RefSeq and is a predicted model, not a curated record. Gene Ontology annotation, cellular component: cytoplasm; nucleus. Lineage: Eukaryota; Viridiplantae; Streptophyta; Magnoliopsida; Malvales; Malvaceae. Gene Ontology annotation, biological process: signal transduction; endocytosis; peptidyl-serine phosphorylation. The coding region runs from base 7 to 1242 and encodes 411 amino acids.
UCUGUUAUGGAUCCACGAGUUGGGACCAAGUAUCGACUCAGUCGAAAGAUCGGUAGCGGAUCGUUUGGAGAGAUCUAUCUCGGUACUCAUAUUCAAACCAAUGAACAUUUUGCAGUCAAGCUCGAAAAUGUUAAGAAGACCAAUCAUCCGCAAUUGUUGUAUGAAUCCAACUUGUAUAAAAUACUGCAGGGAGGAACUGGGAUUCCAAACGUGAGAUGGUCCGGCGUUGAAGGUGACUAUAAUGUCGUCGUCAUGGAUUUAUUGGGGCCUAGUCUUGAAGAUUUAUUCAACUUCUGCAAUCGAAAACUAUCGCUCAAAACUGUUCUCAUGCUUGCGGAUCAGAUGAUCAAUCGAGUCGAAUAUGCUCAUUCAAAAUCAUUACUGCAUCGGGAUAUCAAGCCAGACAAUUUCCUCAUGGGUUUAGGUGAUCGUGCAAAUCAGGUCUACAUGAUUGAUUUUGGGCUGGCUAACAAGUACAGAGAUUUUUCAACCCAUCAACAUAUUCCUUACAGAGAAAACAAAAAUCUUACUGGUACUGCAAGAUACGCAAGCAUGGCUACUCACCUUGGGAUUGUGCAAAGUCGAAGGGAUGAUUUGGAGUCACUUGGAUAUGUUCUAAUGUAUUUCUUAAGGGGAAGUCUUCCAUGGCAAGGACUGGGAGGUGGAACUAAGAAGGAAAUGUAUGAGAAGAUAAGUGAAAAGAAAGUGUCAACUUCUAUUGAGGCUUUGUGUCGAGGAUAUCCAUCUGAAUUUGCAACCUACUUCCAUUACUGCCGAUCCCUGCGGUUUGAUGAUAAACCGGAUUAUUGUUACCUGAAAUGCCUGUUCCGUGAACUAUUUGUUCGUAAAGGUUUUGAGUUUGAUUACGUGUUUGAUUGGACGAUAUUAAAGUAUCAGCAAUCUCAGAUUUCCAAGCCAAUAGCAAAUGAUGGUCCUGUUGCUAAAGAUCAUAAGUUGGGUGAUUCUAAUUUCUUACCUUCAAGGCGAGCUGUUAUCUCUUGCAAUCAUGAUGCAGCUGCAAUCACAGUUGGUGGUGACUUUGAACGCCGUCGCCUUGGUGCUGUCGAUGCAAGUGCAAGGUCAUUCCGGAAAAUCUAUAGUGGACAAAGAAACUCGCCUGUUCUAUCGGAGAAGAAGCGACCAUCUUUUGGUAGGAACACCUCAAAUGUAAAGAAUUUGGAGUCUGCUCUGAGGGGCAUUCAAAGCCUGCAUUUUGGUAACCGUGAGAGAGUACCCUAUUAGACUACUACCACA